CUUGAAAAAAAAAGUGAUAAUAACUACGUUUUUAUUUUCAAAUAGUUAUAUACUGACUUUAAUUUGUUUCCUUGCAGUGCACAAAAAAAUUAAAAAAAAUCGUAAUCAAUAUAUUUUUUUUUAAUUGAAUUGAUAAGUGAUAAAUACAAUAAUAAAGUGUUAGUGGAGUGAAAGUGGUGGAUAAAAGUGAAAGAACACACCACAACGACGAUAUGUCAUCAACCACCCACACAUCGACACCAUGCCAGCGGUGAACACAACAUGGCGUCCUACACAAACACAUUCCAAACUCCAAAAAUAUGAUAAAAUAUACGAAAACUCCAAUAACUAUGGAUCUAGCAAAAAAACUAUAAAGAAUCCACACAAAAUUAGUCACGAAAAUGGAUGCAAUAGACGAUGUUUUCAAAAAGAGAAUAGAGGGAAGAAACUGAACGUUUUGCGGUUCACAAGAUGGCGGACGAAAACAAAAUGGCGGCUGAGUUCGAGGGUGCUUAUACCGCUGAUGAUUUUGAAUGUUACGGGACGCGCGGGAGCUGUGGAAUCCCUCACCAGUCGAAUGAUGUCUCUCCUCGGCUACCCAGCGUCCUGCAGCGUGGGCGGCGAAGCCAGACCGUGUACGCUAGCCUUGACGUGUUGGCUGCGAGGCGGGGCGCGGAGUCGCGGCUGCGGGGGCGGAUGGCUGCUGACCUGCUGUGUUAGAGAGAAAGAGAGUUCCAGUAUGACGUCAUCAGAGUGGCGCUACAAGGCUCCUCCGCGCUUGCGCGUGCCACAAAGGAGUGUUGUCCCCAACAACGUGUUCCGACGGAGAGUAGAUGAUGACAGUACACAGUUGGACUGCGGUCUUCCAUCCACCCGCAUCUUGCAGAAAAGAAUCAUCGGCGGGCGAGAGGCGAGGUUUGCCGAGUUUCCUUGGCAGGCGCAUGUCAGGAUCUCGGAAUUCCAGUGCGGUGGCGUUUUAGUGUCCCACUGGUUCGUAGCGACGGCAGCGCACUGUGUGUCGCGUGCGCAUCCUCGAGACAUUGUAGUGUGGCUUGGAGCCUUGGACACCACUGCUGGAUCCAACACUGCCAGGAAAGUCGGAGUCAUCCAGAAGAUUCUCCACCCCCUCUUCCAAUUCCGCAUGACGCAGCCAGAUCGCUAUGACAUCGCUUUACUCAAACUCUCUCGACCUAUCGCCUACGCCAGUCACAUACUACCCAUAUGUCUACCUGAAGCUACCUUGGAGCUGAGGGGGAAAAGUGGGGUUAUAGCUGGUUGGGGCAAAACGGAUACAAGCAAUGGACAUACUGGGACAAACCUGCUUAGAUCGGCGACAGUGCCUAUACUGAGCACAGAGCAGUGCAUCAACUGGCAUCAAAGAAAGCAGAUCACAGUUGAGAUACAUUCGGAGAUGAUCUGCGCGGGACAUUCUGAUGGACAUCAAGAUGCUUGCUUAGGAGACUCCGGAGGACCUCUAAUAGUCCUGGACAGUGGGAGGUACUACCUGGCCGGCAUCACGUCAGCAGGCUUCGGCUGCGGAGUAGACCACCAGCCUGGCAUCUACCACAAUGUCCAGUUCACAGCCAACUGGCUCAGGAGCGUCAUCAGCCCUAACACUAACCCUAACUAUAUUGACUUCUAGUUCUGACUCUAAAGAGACACCUUGACACAUGUUCCCAAAAUCUUGGAGAAAUUCUCUGGAAUGUGGAUAUAAGAUGCCAAUUGGCACAAAAGCAUCUUUAACAACGACUUUACACAAAAGUUCUCAAAAACUGGAGAAAGUAAUUUUAAUCGUAAACUAGAACUUUCCUUUGCUAAUUGGAGAAAGUAAUUUUCUUAAAAAUGGACUUAAAUGCCAUUUGGCUUAGGAGCAGCACCAACUAUAUUGUCUUCUGAACACAUUAGAGGGAUAGAGUGGGAGAGGAAUAAAGAAAGAUCGAGAAGGCAUCACAUCAGCUGGCUUCGGCUGCGGAGUAGACCAUCAGCCUAGCAUCUACUACAAUGUCCAGUUCACAGCCAACUGGCUCAGGAGCGUCAUCAGCCCUAACACUAUGCUUUAACUAUGCUUUAUAGGACAUUCUUACACAGAUUGACUGAGGCCCACGGUAAGCUCAAGAAGGCUUGUGUUGUGGGUACUCAGACAACGAUAUAUAUAAUAUAUAAAUACUUAUAUACAUAGAAAACAUCCAUGACUCAGGAACAAAUAUCUGUGCUCGUCACACAAAUAAAUGCCCUUACCGGGAUUCGAACCCGGGACCGCGGAGUAGCAGGCAGGGUCACUACCGACUGCGCCAGACUGGUCGUCGCCAGAACACUAACCCUAACUAUAUUGACUUCUAGUUCUGACUCUAAAGAGACACCUUGACAAAUGUUCCCAAAAUCUAAGAGGAAUUCUCUGGAAGCAUCUUUAACAACAACUUUACACAAAAUUCUCAAAAACUUGGGAAAUAAAUUUUCUUAAAGAUGGAUUUAAGAUAAUGCUAUUUGGCUUAGGAGCAGCACCAACUAUAUUGACUUCUGAACACAUUAAAAGGAUAGAGUGAGAGAGGAAAAUAAAAAAACAGGGAAGGAAAUACAUCAACAACACCAACUACUUAUUGUAUUGAAUUUUGGAUAACUCAUUUCUCAAACCUGAAAGUUACAAGUUACAAGCGGAAGUCUCUUUUCAACUUGUCAUAUUAGACAUUGAUAAGCACUUGUAAAUUGUAACUUGUACGUUCGAGAUUGGGCCCCUGGGACACAAAAUGUAUCUACUUACUGUAAACUUUCAAAAACUUAGUCUUAAAAAUAUUUGUAGAGGCUUUUAGCAGAUUUUAGAUAACCUAAUGAUUAGGAUCGCCUAAAGCAAAGACUUAAUAAAAUGAGGUUAACACAGAAUGACAGACAGAGGUCUAGCGGGUAAAAAAGGCCCUUUUUGAAGUAAUGAUGGUGACAGGAGGCAAACCAGCAGACUGGUCGCCUGAUGGUAAGCAAUCACAGCCGCCCAUGGACACCCUAAACAUCAGAAGCGUUGGAGGUGCAGGUGGAGGGUGUACGCUCCUUUAUUGAAGGUUUGAAGGUAUACAAACAUAGUCCCCAUUUUUUCUCUCCGAAAAUUAACCUUAUAGAAAAUAUUUUGACAAAAUUUAAUUUCAAACCUACCUUGAGACAUUUUUUUUUUCAUUAAUAUUAAUACUAGCUUUUGCCCGCGGCUGCGCUCGCGUUAGAAAGAGACAAAAAGUAGCCUAUGUCAUUCUCCAUCCCUUACAGUAUCUCCACUUAAAAAAUUACGUAAAUUCUUCGCUCCGUUUUGCCAUGAAAGACGGACAAACAAACAGACACACACACUUUCCCAUUUUAGAGGUAUAAUAUUACUAGUACUCAUCUCCUACCCUCUAAUUUCUGUGACUAUAUCUCGCCAUUUUCUUGCAUUUAAUAUAUUAUUAAUUAAACUAAUAUUAACUGCUCACUUGAUCUCCCGUUUUGUAUUUAUAAUAUUGUUUUCCCCUCA
Messenger RNA from Leguminivora glycinivorella, 3469 nucleotides. RefSeq names its product serine protease 42. The coding region runs from base 242 to 1621 and encodes 459 amino acids. The transcript has 9 exons. Lineage: Eukaryota; Metazoa; Arthropoda; Insecta; Lepidoptera; Tortricidae. The record is from RefSeq and is a predicted model, not a curated record. Gene Ontology annotation, biological process: proteolysis. Gene Ontology annotation, molecular function: serine-type endopeptidase activity.